UUUUCACUGUACAAACCCUACACUUCUCUCUCAUACAACCAGCCGCCCAACACCCUUUUUCUUCUCUCUCAGCACCAUUUCGGACGGCUCUUUGUUGCCAUUCACGGCGGGCGAGAGCUGCCUCACGGAGUUUACCAUCGCCGCUCGUGCAAGACAUGGGUUGCGUUCGCUUAGGGGCUUGCGAUGUUGCCGUUCAUGGAGGACGAAGUUAGGCUCGGAGGUGGCUGGAAACGGAAUCGGGCUCGCGGAUUGCAUUAUCGCCGAUCGUGGAGGAGGGUGCUGGGCUCGUUGAGGUGAGGGUUAGGCUUGCGGAGGUGGCUGGAAACGGUGUUCCCAGAGUACAAAGAGGAAGGCGAUGCAGUGGUACUACGUAGCUGCGUUACUCACCGUUCUUACCAGCUCUCAGGGAAUAUUGACUACUCUUUCCCAAAGCAAUGGCAAGUACAUCUAUGACUAUGCAACUAUUCCAUUUCUUGCUGAAGUGUUCAAGCUAUUAGUCUCUAGUUUACUGCUAUGGAGAGAAUGCCGAGCAUUACCUUCUACACGAAUGACUACAGAUUGGAAAAGUGUGCGCUUAUAUCCUAUUCCUUCAAUCAUAUAUCUAAUUCACAAUAAUGUGCAGUUUGCUACUCUGGUUUAUGUUGAUACAUCAACAUAUCAGAUAAUGGGAAAUCUGAAGAUCGUCACUACUGGCAUCUUGUUCAGGCUAUUCCUAAAGAGGAAGCUCUCUAAUCUGCAGUGGAUGGCCAUCAUUCUAUUAGCUGUUGGAACAACCACAAGCCAGGUUAAAGGUUGUGGAGCAGCUUCAUGUGAUUCUAUGUUCUCAGCACCAAUCCAAGGAUAUAUGCUGGGCAUCCUAUCUGCUUGUCUUUCAGCAUUAGCUGGUGUUUACACAGAAUUUUUGAUGAAGAAAAACAAUGAUAGCUUGUACUGGCAGAAUGUACAAUUGUAUACGUUUGGGGCAAUUUUCAACAUGGCACGGCUUCUCGUGGAUGAUUUCAGGGGUGGAUUUGAGAACGGACCUUGGUGGCAGCGACUCUUCAAUGGAUACACCAUUACAACGUGGUUGGUGGUCUUAAAUCUUGGAUCAACGGGCUUGUUAGUUUCUUGGCUGAUGAAAUAUGCUGAUAACAUUGUUAAGGUCUAUUCAACAUCAAUGGCAAUGCUGCUGACAAUGGUUUUAUCUGUCUACCUUUUCAACUUCAAGCCCACCUUGCAGCUAUUCUUGGGAAUUGUUAUUUGUAUGAUGUCACUGCACAUGUAUUUUGCGCCCUCAAAUGUGCUUGUAGACAUACCAGUGACGGUUAAAGCUGCUCCUGAGAGUUUGAAAGAUGUUUCAGUUGAACGAAUAACAGAUUCAUGAUGCUUCUCUUAGUUAAAGAAACUAAUUUCUUUAUUUUUUUUAAUAAAAAACUACCCAAAAAGAAGUUGCAGCUAAAGGCAGUACCUGGAAUAUAUAAAGUUGGUAGCUGGCGGCAUUUACAGUAUAUGCAUCGAGAUACAUAUCCACUACUGGAAUCAGAAUUUUCUUCUUUGGAGUUGGUGGCUUCAGAACAUGGAAAAGAGAAGAAUUCAGCCCUGUUGGAGCUUCGAUGAAUCUUUUUUUUUAUCAUUAUUUUGUUUAUUAUGUACUUAGCAGUAUUAUAUGAUGAAUAUUCCUUUGAUAUGUGCUAAUAUACCCUUUAAAAUAGUAGCAUUGCCAAAUUAUUUGUUCACUCCUUUGUAAUGUACUAUUCCUAUAAAUUAAUAUGCUCACUCACUCCUGUUGAAGGUUCUUCAUUUUUGUAAUUUUAUCCAGAAUAUGGCAUAGUAAACUGAUUCUUCAUUCUCUA
Messenger RNA from Humulus lupulus (European hop), 1832 nucleotides. Its product is annotated as CMP-sialic acid transporter 1. The record is from RefSeq and is a predicted model, not a curated record. NCBI's taxonomy places the organism in Eukaryota, Viridiplantae, Streptophyta, Magnoliopsida, Rosales, Cannabaceae. Gene Ontology annotation, cellular component: Golgi membrane. Bases 356 to 1363 code for a protein of 335 amino acids. The transcript is spliced from 9 exons. Gene Ontology annotation, biological process: pyrimidine nucleotide-sugar transmembrane transport. Gene Ontology annotation, molecular function: pyrimidine nucleotide-sugar transmembrane transporter activity.